Closterium sp. NIES-67 is the source of this 2429-nucleotide messenger RNA. Lineage: Eukaryota; Viridiplantae; Streptophyta; Zygnematophyceae; Desmidiales; Closteriaceae. The record is from the annotation of a GenBank genome assembly.
AUUAGUUCCCAGAGCAGUGACACUUGUUAUUCAUAUCACUGGUCUACCUGACUACUGUAAUAGGUUGACGACUACGAAAGCUCCUACAUUAUGUGAAGCUAAUCGAGGCAAGCUAUUUGUUAGUGUUCGAGCUCACAAGUCCGCAUAGAUACGUUUUAAAAAGAAGGAUUCUGACAGACGAAUGGCUCGUGUAACGCCGUCGGAGUUGCACAUUGCCGUCCUAUCAGGCGACGUCAAAGCGACGCGGAAACUCAUUCGCGACGGCUGGGACUCGGCCGGACGCGACGGGUUUGGUCGCACGCCGCUGCAGUGGGCCGUUGUUCUCGGCCACGAGGACAUCACCAAGGCUUUAAUCGUCAACACUCCGCUGCGCUUCCUCCAUUCCGCAGACCGCCACGGGCGCAACGUGAUUCACUACGCCGCCGCGCAAGGCCGCGCGGACCUCCUCCGCGUGCUCAUCCAACGUGGCGGGAACGUCGAUUCGCGGGAUUGCCUCCAGACGACGCCUUUGCACUUCGCCGCUACAGCCGUCGAUUCUGCUGUAGCGGAGAUUCUGCUGGAUAAAGGCGCGGAUGUGUUUGCCGUGGACGCGAGCGGAUUAACCCCGAUGGACUACGCUGUUAGGCACGGCAGCGCUGCUUGCGAGGAGCUUUUUCGAAGCAAGAUGCGUCUGCUGUGCGCGAAGGACGCCGCCGACGAAGCGGAGGACGAGAGCAGCGCGUCGACCGAGAGCAGCGCGCGAUACCCGCUCGCCACUUUAGACGCGAAUGCUCCUCUCUGCGCGGCAUCUCUCCCGUCUCGCCCAAUAAACGCUUCAGAGCCAUUGCUCGGUCCAGAGGAGCCGGCACACAAUCCGGGAGGCACGGUGCCUUCAUCUUCAUGCACAUCCGCCUCCUCCGCUCCCUCCUCCGCUCCCUCCUCCGCACUCUCCUCCGCUCCCUCCUCCGCUCCCUCCUCCGCACUCUCCUCCGCUCCCUCCUCCGCUCCCUCCUCCGCACUCUCCUCCGCACUCUCCUCCGCUCCCCCCUCCGCUCCCUCAAUUCCGUCCAUUCCAUCCGCUACCCCCUCCUUCACGAAUAAAGCCACUCCGUCGUCGGCUCUGGAGUCGCUGUUUGCCGCCUGGAAGUCGUCCUGCGAAAAGUCUCGCCUUGGCGAGUCGCAGGCGACCCUUACGAAUAAAGCGACAGGCGACCACUCGUCGCCGUCAAGAAUAUACGUCAGCGCGCCAGCAGGUGCUGCAGCAGCGGCGGGAGAUUCGGGCCCCUCCGCCAUGGAGUGGGCGCCGUGCGGGGGGGCAAGCGGCAGCCUGUCGUGCGGCGUGGCGGGCACGUGCAGCGGAUUGUGCGGUCAAUUGGCGGCGCCGUGCGGUAUAUUGGAACAGGCGGGCUGGCACUCGGCAGAGCGACCCAGCCACGCGGUUUGCUGCUAAGCGCACUUUGCGUGAGGUGCUGUUUCGCGCGCUUCGCGCUCCGAAUAAAGACACCCUGCCCCGACCUUGCGCUCAUCGAGGCAUCUGAUAAUGGUGACGCGCCAGUGGACGGACAGAUUGUCGCUACAGUGGUUGUACCCUUCCUGACCGUACGCCGUGUGCACGUUGCCACUCGUACGGCACUCGUACGCCACUUCAUCCGUACAGCUGUAGAACCGUACGAGCUUGCACCCCUCCUCCGUGAUAAUAACUUUCCUUAUGCAUUCUGCCACGACGUGUCACGAGACGCUUGUCAAGAGCCGUAGGCGCUAUCUAUGCAGCGUCAAUUUGGACUGGAGCUUUCCCUGCAGUAAAAAUUGUGGCUUUGCCCACAGUGGUCCCCCCUUUUCCACCCUCAUCCUUCCCCCUCGCCCUCCCCCCCUUUCUCUCUCUCUCUCUCUCUCUCUCUCUCUCUCUCUCUCUGUCUGUCUCUCUCUCUCUCUCUCUCUCUGUCUGUCUCUCUCUCUCUCUCUCUCUCUCUCUCUCUCUCUCUCUCUCUCUCUCUCUCUCUCUCUCUCUCUCUCUCUCUCUCGCGCGCUCUUUCUAUCUAUCUCUCUCUCUCUCUCUCUCUCUCGCACUCUCUCGCACUCUCUCACUAUCUCUCACUCUCUUACUCUCUCUCUCCCUUGCUCCCUCGCUCCCUGUCUCCGUCUCGAGGUUCAUUCCCCCACCUCCCUCUCUUCGGUCCACUCCCCGUCAUCUGUUCACCUGCUUCUGUGUGUCCACGCAAGUCAGUCACUAAGGGCAGCAGCUGCUUGCUUGGCUACAAUCCGUCCCGGCCAUGAUAGUGGAGGAGCUAUGGCCUCCGGUAUACUCAAAAUAAUGGGCUCCCACCAGUUCAGGCGUGACGCAGGCCUUCUGAUGCUGAGGCUGGUUUGUGGAAUAGAAAUGCUUGGUUCUUGUUCACGUACUAAUAUGUAUUUGUGAUAUAGUGGCCAUAUGGAUAUGUACAUGGGUCAAG